AUGGCCUCCUCGAACGCCCCCUCCUCCAACUCGCCAACCUUUCUCGAGCAGACCGCAUCCAUGUUGAGCACUGCUGGGGCCUAUCUGCGCCUUCCGGCCCUCGCCUCCACGGGCGUUGCUGCGGUUCUGACCUCGCUGCUCUACUUCAAACAGAAGGCCCUCAUCUACCCUUCACACAUGCCCCCGAAUGCCCGCACCGAAGUACCCCGGCCAUCCCAGUUCGGCAUUAAGGAUUUCGAAGAGCUGGUGAUCCCUACCAACGAUGGCGAGAAGCUGUCCGCCUUCUACAUUCGCGGCCCCCGUGGCAACCGCAACUCCGACAUCACGGUGCUCAUGUUUCACGGCAACGCCGGCAACAUCGGCCACCGCCUGCCCAUCGCCCGCAUGCUGAUCAACUUCAUCGGCUGCAACGUCUUCAUGCUCGAAUACCGCGGCUACGGUCUGUCGACCGGCGAGCCUGACGAAUCGGGACUCUACACCGACGCCCAGACCGCCAUCGAGUACCUCCGCGCCCGCGCCGAGACGAGCAACCAUAAGCUGGUCGUCUACGGCCAGAGCCUGGGCGGCGCCGUCGCCGUCAAGCUCGUCUCGAAGCACCAGAAGCACGGCGAUAUUGCGGGCCUCGUCCUCGAAAACACGUUCCUCUCGAUGCGGAAGCUUAUCCCCUCCGUCAUCCCACCGGCCCGCUACCUGACCUACCUCUGCCACCAGGUCUGGCCGACCGACUCGGUCAUCCAUAACGUGUCCGUGCCGAUCCUUUUCCUGUCCGGCCUGCAGGAUGAGAUUGUUCCGCCAAACCACAUGCGCCAGCUCUACGACCUCGCCACAGCUCCCAUCAAGAUCUGGAAGCCGCUGCCCGGUGGCGACCACAACUCGAGCGUACUCGAGGAAGGGUACUUUGAGGCGAUCUCCGACUUUAUCACCUCCGUCACGGGCGACGAACAGAAGGCCGACCGACAGCGCUUGUAG
This is a messenger RNA of Verticillium dahliae VdLs.17, 969 nucleotides long. RefSeq names its product bem46. The record is from RefSeq and is a predicted model, not a curated record. The coding region runs from base 1 to 969 and encodes 322 amino acids. Gene Ontology annotation, molecular function: palmitoyl-(protein) hydrolase activity. The transcript is spliced from 4 exons. Gene Ontology annotation, cellular component: membrane. NCBI's taxonomy places the organism in Eukaryota, Fungi, Ascomycota, Sordariomycetes, Glomerellales, Plectosphaerellaceae.